This is a messenger RNA of Manis pentadactyla (Chinese pangolin), 1779 nucleotides long. It is a transcript of the gene RAX, whose product is annotated as retina and anterior neural fold homeobox. Lineage: Eukaryota; Metazoa; Chordata; Mammalia; Pholidota; Manidae. The transcript is spliced from 3 exons. Gene Ontology annotation, molecular function: DNA-binding transcription factor activity, RNA polymerase II-specific; RNA polymerase II cis-regulatory region sequence-specific DNA binding. The record is from RefSeq and is a predicted model, not a curated record. Gene Ontology annotation, biological process: positive regulation of transcription by RNA polymerase II. Bases 291 to 1334 code for a protein of 347 amino acids.
GCUGGGUCCGCGGCGAGCAGGCUCGCAGCCUGCAGCGCCCGGGCCCCCAGCUGCCCGGAGUCAGAACAGCGGACGCCUGCUGGGACCGCGGCGGCGGCGCGCGGAGCGCUCGCCCACCUCCAGCGCGCGCAGCCCAGGCAGGCGUCACCCGCCCAGUUUGAUCUUGGGUGGGGAACCCUCGGGUUGGACGGCUGAACUCUGGAAGCGCCGACUUAGAACCUCUUCUGUCUCCAGAACAGGCAGCGCCGCCGAGAACUGUAGCCGCACCCUUCCGCCUUCCCGCUGUCCCCAUGCACCUGCCCGGCUGCGUCCCCGCCAUGGCCGACGGCAGCUUCUCGCUCGCCGGCCACCUGCUACGCAGCCCGGGCGGGAGCACCUCGCGGUUACACAGCAUUGAAGCCAUCCUGGGGUUUACCAAGGACGACGGGAUCCUCGGCUCCUUCCCGGCAGAGCCAGGCCCCCGGGGCGCAAAGGAGCUGGAUAGGAGGCCGGGCGCGCGGAGCGCCUGCCCCAAGGCGUCCCGGGGAGGCGCCGAGCCCUCCCCGCCGCCGCCCGCUACGGCCGUCCCCGAGUACGAAGCCCCUCGCCCCUAUUGCCCCAAGGAGCCCGGGGAGGCGCGGCCGAGCCCUGGGCUGCCUGUCGGGCCCGCCGCCGGCGACACGAAACAGUCUGAGGAGGAGCAGCCCAAGAAGAAACACCGGCGGAACCGCACGACCUUCACCACAUACCAGCUGCACGAGCUGGAACGCGCCUUUGAGAAAUCCCAUUACCCCGACGUGUACAGCCGCGAGGAGCUGGCGAGCAAGGUCAACCUCCCCGAGGUCCGGGUCCAGGUAUGGUUCCAGAACCGACGGGCCAAGUGGAGGCGGCAGGAGAAGCUGGAAGUGUCGUCCAUGAAGCUGCAGGACUCUCCCCUCCUCUCCUUCAGCCGCUCCACGCCCUCGACGGCCCUGGCGCCCUUGGGCGCGGGCCCCAGCGGCGGCGGCGGGCCGGCGGGGGUCGCCCUGCCUCUGGAGUCGUGGCUCGGGCCGCAGUUGCCGGGCGGGGGCGCCACGGCGCUGCAGAGCCUGCCGGGCUUCGGGCCGCCGGCGCAGAGCCUGCCCGCCAGCUACACGCCGCCGCCGCCGCCGCCGCCGUCCUUCCUGAACUCGCCGCCGCUGGCCUCCGGCCUGCAGCCUCUGGGGCCGCCGCCGCCUGCAUACCCGUGCGCGCCCGGCUUCGGGGACAAGUUCCCCCUGGACGAGGCGGAUCCCCGCAACAGCAGCAUUGCGGCUCUGCGGCUGAAGGCCAAGGAGCACAUCCAGGCCAUCGGGAAGCCGUGGCAGGCCCUCUAGGGGCACCGGGGGACCAUCCUGGGAGCCAGCCCCAAGCCGCACAGGCGCACCCCUUCUCCCCGCCCCCCGCCCCCACUCAGCUCCUCUUCCCCAGGGCCGCCUGACGCCGCAGGCAGGCUUGGAUCCUGGACGCACGUCUUCUUCGGACCUUCGGGAGGCCCUCAGGCCACCCCGCACCCUCACCGACUCCCAGCCCUGCUGAAGGACGGGGCGAGGCGGUCCGGCUCUCGGGCCACACUGCUCUCUCCCUGGCGGGCGCCGGAACCUCCAAAUUCAAGGAGGACCCUAAGGGCCUGACUUGCGCCGCUCUGGGCGGCGUGGCAGCCCCAGAUGAUCACAACUGGGGGGGGGGGGACGGAGAGGCGGGGAGAUAGAGCUUGAGGAACUGUUUGUAUAGUAGCGUUUGAAAGGAUUGGGGAGGAUAAUUAAAGAUUUGCUUGCUUGG